This is a messenger RNA of Argiope bruennichi, 10761 nucleotides long. RefSeq lists its product as uncharacterized. Gene Ontology annotation, molecular function: G protein-coupled receptor activity. Gene Ontology annotation, biological process: G protein-coupled receptor signaling pathway; cell surface receptor signaling pathway. Bases 323 to 4726 code for a protein of 1467 amino acids. The transcript has 29 exons. The record is from RefSeq and is a predicted model, not a curated record. Gene Ontology annotation, cellular component: membrane. Lineage: Eukaryota; Metazoa; Arthropoda; Arachnida; Araneae; Araneidae.
AAUCGUCAUGUUUUGGAAGAACCGGCACGCGUGGUGACGUCACAGCGCUGCCAUUGGACACGGAUUGAGGUAACGUCAGCGGCGGAAAAAUAAGUGAUUCGAAACACGGAAAGGGGGGAAAAAGCGAUACAUUGUACCUUUCCCGGUGGAAUAUAGCGGAAGAGAAUGGAAGUCUCCUCUUCAGUCAUCGUGAUUCUCCCCAGCAAGACGGUCUUUCACCUUGAUCCGCGGACCAGUCUCCACUUGGACUGACUACUCUCAUUUCUGGGGUUGUCAUGAAGCUCAUGGUGUGAGUGUCAACACACAAGCCGGCGAUCAAAACAUGUGGUGGUUCGCGGUGUACCUAUGGAUUCUCGUCGCUGCCCAAAGCCCACCGGCUGGGACCUCCACCACGAAUUGUCGAGUGACGAUGAAAGAACCUCGUGGUGUCAUCACCACCCCAAACUUUCCUGAUCCUUAUCCCGUUCCGAUCAGCUGUCAGUGGGUGAUCGAAGCACCCUCGGACAAAGUAAUCGCUGUUUAUUUCACCCAAUUCUACAUGCGGGAGGGUCUUCAGGCGACGGAAUAUGCAUACUACUCGCCAAAUGUCAAGAUGGGCAAGGCCGAAUUUGGGACCAUCAGUUCCGAGCGCGAGCCCACCUACCUGGUCAGCAAUAAGCCAGUUCUGGUGCUGGACUUCAACGUCCGGGAGGUGGCCAACAUCCACAUGAGGGUGCGGGAGUACCUGUUGGAUGUGUUCGGAUUUAAUAUCACUUAUGAGUUCUUGUCCAAGAACGAGAGUGUGAGAAAAGAUGCGUGCCUGUACCAUCAUUGUUCCUUUACCGGCAAUUGUUACGCUAGUGCGGGAUUUGACAAAUAUUAUUGCAAUUGCUUUUCUAAGUAUUUCGGUGAGGAAUGCCAGUACGAUGCGGAAUGUGGACCUGAUGCUGGCAGGAAUAUGUGCCUGAAUGGCGGCACCUGCAGAUACUAUAUAGGAUCCACUGUGCGAACCUGCGAAUGCCCUCCAGGUUACGAUGGUGCCCGCUGUGAGGCUCAAAAGGUUUCCACUCCCAAGCAAAUCGAGUGUGUCGGGCCUUCCUGCAAUGACACUUGUUCCAGUGGGAAGUAUUCAACCGACGGCGAAAGAUGCAUUGAAGAUGAAAAUAGAGUACGUUACGUAGUGUCUCUCAAACUGACCAAUCCUAAAGUUCACAACAUUCUGACGGACAGAAAGAAAAUGGACACAUUUAAAAAAGAAAUGGAACAUGCGCUUUUUCUGCUAUUCAAAGGCCGUCUGGAAGUUAUUGAAAAUAUCACUGUCCUAGAAGUCUGGUCCAAUUCCAUAAUGACAUUCCAUCUACUUGCCACACGGGAAGAUGUCGAAGAGCUUAAAUCCACCAUCGAACAAAUGCUGAAACUUGGAAAACUAGGGAGUUUCGACUUCGAUCAUGACUACCAAGAAAUAAAUUCCGAACCUGCCCUGCGGAUCGACAAUAUGGAGGCGAGCGAAGUGAUGCCGAUUGCCGAGGGCACAGAGCUGACCUUGGCCUGUAUGAUCCAGGGUUCAGAACACAUGAAAGUGAAGUGGUUCAAAGACGGCUACCCCGUUCACGUGCAUACGGGGGAUAGGAGUAUGUGGACGACAAUUGUGCCCAAAAACUCGCAGGAGCAAUAUACCGCCCUCUUGGGUUUCGACCGAGUGGCCGCACUGGACACAGGUACCUUCACUUGCCAAGUAACGGACUGGGGAUUUGUCCGAAACAGCAGCCUCUACGUAUACGUCAUGGCGGCCCCUCAACCCCAAGUGACCCCCAUGACCGCCACCAUCCAACUCGGUUCCUCUCUUGUGGUGACCUGUCUCUCCAAGGACGAUGUUUUCGGUAACUUCGGAUAUACGUGGUUGAAGAAUGGCCGCGUCCUCAACCCUAGCACCGAGUCCGAAAUGGCGGAGGAUUUGUUCCCGGCCGGGAGCAGGAUACUCCUGAGAGAGGCCGUCUCGUCCUCCAUGUAUUCAUGCAUCAUCACCAGUUCAGCCGGAUCCACGCGGAAAGACAGUAUCAUUACAGUAAUAGACAAAGACAGAUCUACCCCCUGCUGUCCCGCUGAGGAUUACUUGAAAGUAAGAUGGACGCAGACCGCUACUAACACAGAAAAUAUUCAACUCUGUCCAACUGGUUAUACAGGUGAUGUUCGUAGAAAGUGUGUUCCGGGCCCUAGCGAACAUGGAGCUGUUUGGGAAGAACCAGAUUUCUCUGACUGCUUCUCCGGUGGAUUCGUUAGUUUGAAGAAAAAGGUGGACACCCUGCGUUUAGGCUACCUUAUAAGCGACACAACGGCCUUGCUUGUCCGUCUGAAGCGCUACCUGAUGGCGAAGAAGAUGAAGCUUCACUUCUGCGAGGGCGAGCCCAUCGUCGAUGUGCUACAGGACAUCAACAGCAUAAAGCACGGAGACCGGAGGAACCAAGAUGGAUGGGCGAUUUUCCUUGAUAUUGCAUCCGCUCUGCUGGAAUCGCCAAUCCUGAUCAGGAAACAUUACAAAUUGAUCCAGCUUCACGAUCUAAUUUUCAGCUAUGGCUUCCAGUAUGCCGAAAGAUCAAAUGAUGUCAACUUUGAGUUCUUUGAAAGAAAAGUUCUAGCUAUUCAACUUGGGAAGAUCGAAGAUUUCCAACAACCGCUGAGACUGCCCUCCAAAAUCUAUUCAUCCGUCAGUAAAUUAUCCGAUGCUCCACCCCUGCAGUACAGCUGGAUGACGAACUCAGUAGAGCUAGAUUUUAGCUAUUUAGAUCCAGCAGAAAAUGAAGAAGAGGGUAAUUCCACUGCGUCUGUAGUCGUAGUUUUUUAUAAGAAUCUUUCGUCCCAUUUGCCUCAGAGAUUUUUCACGAAGAAAGGGAUAGCUGAUGUUGAGUAUCAGCUCAUCUCGAGUUUGGUGGGCGUCAAGGUGAAAGGGAUAAUAAACGAGGACAACAUCAGUGUCAGAAUAUCACUAACGAGCUUCAAUCACACAGUAACUGAUAAACGCAUCGGGUGGAACAUAUCUUGUGGCAUGGCAAAUUUCGAGCAUGGCACUGUCGAAUUCACCACCAAUCACUGUCAUUUAAUAUGGAACAAAGGCAACAACAGCAUUUGCCAAUGUCAUCGGUUGGGCACAUAUGCACUGUUGCUGACACAUUACGCUCUUCCAGAAGAAAAACACAUAGAAGUAAGCUUCGACGCCAUUGCUGGCUCAGGUUGUGCCAUAUGUGCCUUUCUUUUGUUUAUCACGAUACUGAUGCUUGUUUCUCUUUGGAGGAAAAUCCAUGGAGCAAUAACAGCUUUAAAAAUACAAAUUUGUGUUGCCUUACUCGGAGCUUUUGGAAUAUUUUUCUGCGGUUUAAUAAAACCACUUCCUGAAGAGUUUUUUUCUUACACCGUUUCCUUGAUUCAGUUUUUUCUACUGACGGCUUUCUCUUUACAACUGUGUCUAGCAUUGGCUGUUUAUAUAAAAAACGUCGAGCUCAAGAACGUUCAGUAUUCUUUUACUAAAAUUUCGGCUCUUGGAUGGGCUAUUCCUGUGAUAAUUGUUGGUGCCACAUUAGCAGCCCAAAGUUUAGAAGGCUAUGAACUUGAAGGAUGGUGGUUAACUCUAGGCUCAAACUUUUUUUACGCAUAUACAUCUUCAAUAUUAAUUCUUACUAUGUUUCAAGUAUUAUUGUUUCUUAUUGUGAAAACCGAAAUAAGAAAUUAUGCCAAAGUUUCCGAUUUUCUACAAAGCAAAAAAGUCCAAGUUAGUAAUAAUAGGAUCUCUCUUCUUCAUCGUUCCCUCUUGCUAACAAGUUCUCUACUCUUCAUGUCGAUGGCCAGUAUAUUGUACGUUAAUUUCGAGCAGAAGGUCUAUGAGAUACUCUUUGCCAUUAGUGCGGUCACUGUGGGUGUUGUUGUGUUUCUGAGUUAUACUUUCUGCAGUGAAAAACAUUUUCUGCUUUGCUGCUUGCAAGAAAAUCACGACCAAGUUAACGAACACGAAGAUUCUGACAUCAGAAGCGGAACUGACUCAUUCAAAAGUUUCCUGAAACCCGAGAUAGUAGACGACCCUUAUUCUAGGAAAAUGCACAUAGACGCCGAGAAGCGCACCGAGCGAAUCAAGCGCAUGUAUUCCCAGAUUGAGAAGGCCUCGCUAUCUGAUUCCUUGACCCCGCACCACCGGACAGACGCCACGGCAGAACUUCUCCCUUAUCAGCAAGCAGACUCCUCUGCCGAGGAUGGCCACACUCCCAUCUUCAAGCCGUACCAGCACGCCGUCCUCAAGGAAGGGGACGCUUUCUGCCCCGACCCCGCCGACAGGGGGGAAGCCUACCCCAAGAUGCAUUGGCGUUACGCCAACCAUCCCCAUAUGGUCUAUGGUGGCAGCACAAGCAAGCAUUCCAGGGAGCAGGUGGAUCCGAAACGACCCCUGCUGCUCGAAUCCGACCUGGAUCAUCCCGCCAGUCAGUACCCAUCUAGUUUCUCGUCCUCCAAAACAUUCCAGCCGUCAAAAACUAUCAGAGCUGACAUCACAACAGGUGGUACCUCCCGCUCUGAAUCCUUCAGUCCAUUGGAUACCCUGGAGGAGGGGUCCAAUUUGAAGAACUCUUGCUUUCUACAGCAUACAGAUUCCUUGGAAACAGUCGUACACUGCGAUACAGCCUCUAAAACGGAAGCUCCGUUGAGGACCAUCACCAAAGACGUAGCACCACCGCAAACUCAGUCAUGGAACAUGACAACUGUUUGAUGAGACCCGCCUACUAGCUGGAAAGUAGAGAAGGGUCUUAGGCUGAAGAAUAGAGGGCGUGUCAAGUGACGUCAAUGUAACGCGGGUAUCAUUUUUAUCAUAAAGAUGAACACUUUGGUUACUGCUAAGGAAUAGAAAGUGUUUUAUCUUAACAAUCAGUUACUUAAGAGGAGUUUAAGAUACUGGAAGGCGAAAUAUUAAAAUUUUUAGAAAUUUCGAUGAAAACUUUGCCCAAGACUUCAGACUAAAUGCAAUAUCAAUUGCAUUUAGGAUAUCAGUGAAUCAAAAAAGUCUUUUUUAUAAAUUAAGCUGCAUUAUACUACAACUAAAAGAAGUUUGCUUGUCAUUGUAUUGCUUUUAAAAAAGAUUUUAAAAUCAAAAGCUAAAAAAUUAAUUAACUAAAAUUGGUUAUAUCUCAAUUGAAAUCGGGAAAAUAUUUACACCCAUCUUAGUAUAUUUGACAGAUAAAAAAUAAGAUGAUAUGGAUGCGUAAUUCAAAAAAUAAAUAAAUAAAAUAAACUCGAGGGGUUUACAGGGAAAUGAUUACAAUUUAUCUUAAAAGUUUAAAACAUCAAUUUAACCUUCAACAAUUAAAAAAUUGUAAAUCUAAUUGAAAACGCGCAGAACAUUGAAUAGAUAUUUGAAAUAUUAGUUCUACAACAUUAUCAUUUUAGCUACUUGAAAAGUAACUAAUUUUUACCAUUAAAAUUAAUUUAAAAAUAUUUAUAUAAUUCAAAAUUAAUAUAAGAAAUGAAAGAAUAAUUAUUUCUAGGGGGGGGGGAAAUCAUCAGAAUUCGAGCCAAGAGAACAGAAAUUUAACAAACACUUAAUUGAUAUCGUAAUUAAACAAUGAAAUUGCUCGUUCCUUGUGAUGUUUGCUAUUCAAAGUUAAGAGAACUUCGCUAUUAACAAUUUUCUGAAUAAAAACUGAGCUUUGGAGUUGUGCAAUUAGCUGUUGAGAUUAUUGCGCAAUCGAGCAUGGAAACGCAGGACAGUUAAUAAGGAUAAUCAAAUAAUAAUUAAAAAAACAAAACUAUCAUCAAGCUAACAUUCCCCGACAAUCUAUUAUAAUCUCUUAAGGAAAAAAUAUGUGAAAGUAACGACAACUUCAAUAAAUGAAGACGAUGUCAAGCAUGGUGGUCUUGAUAUAUAACAAACAUCAAAAUAUUGUUGCAGAGUUAUUCAGUGUCUAGCAUAGAGGGCCAGUAAUCUAUGGGGUUUGAUAUAAUCCGAAUUAAUAAUGCGUUAAGAAUUUUGAACUCCUUAGUGAAUCUGCUGUGCUAUUUAAUGAAUUUCAUUUUAGCUCAUUAAAGACAGCAAGUUUUUGGGUAAACUUGUAAGUUCUUAAAUCAUCAUAACUUUGUUAUUUAUGAAACAAUAACAGACGGGACGCGCAACACGAGAAAACUCGUAAGCGGUUCUUAACGUGUUAAAAAAUGAGCAAUGUUUUCAAAAAAAAAUCCACAACAACUAUUUAGAAUUUGCCUGAAUUUCCAUAGUUUUCCAUUAUUGAAUUUAAAUUCACUGGAAUCAAUGACAUGAUGCCUAGGACGCAUGAUAAACUAUGCCAUAUCUUUCAUUAAGUUGUGACAUUAGACCACAAGCAGUAAAUGAAAGCAGUGCAAAAAUUAUUUAACUGGUGGCGUGUCAUGAAUUGACAAUUAUUCCUUUAAAAACUAUCGUUUGCUCUUAUUAUUAUUAUUAAUAAUAUUUCCAUUAAGAUUUACGUUCACAUUUUUGGCAAUUUUAUCUUAAAGUUCCGAGCUCUAGGAUGAUUCUUUCAUAAUCAUGUAACUUGAAUUUUUCUAGAAAGAUAAUUUGUGAUCGAAACCUCAAAAAAAAAACUAAUAUUUCGUUGAUAUUUUAAAUUCACAGUGAAAGCAAGUCGAACGAACGAAUCUCCUACUAUAUUUCAUAAAAAAUAUCUAAUAAAUUUUAGUCAUAUACACAUAUAAAAAAAAUUUUCAUUUUUGUUUAUAUAAAUUAUCAACUAAAAAGAUAUAAAAAUUAAAUCCUCUACAACUAAAUUUUAUAGUUUUGUCUGCUAAUAUAUUAGAGAUGAACCAUUUGUAGAGAUGCGUCAUGUAUACCAAAGUGUUCAUUUUCUGUAUGAUGCCAUUUGCACACAUUUCUAUCACACUCCAAGCUUUAUUCCUCAUCCAUUAUUUAUGCUUUUUAAGUGAUAGAGCUCAACUACCUGUUGCAAUCGAUAUACUAAACUGAGUGUUAUGAAGACACCCAGUUCAAGAUGUUAUUUUGUCUUUUUAAAUUAAAACUUAUUUUCUUGUACAUAAACAUUACGCAUCUAAUUAAUUCAUAUGCUGUUGCAAUACGAUCUAUUUAUUUACAAAAGUUAUGGAUAGUGUAUAUAUUUGUUUGGUUAUUAAGAUUUAUUUUAUUUUUAUUUAUUUGAAAUAUAAUAGGUUACAUUUUUGAAGUUUCUUACCUAUUUUAAAUGAGCUUGAAUCAGUGCAUCGAAUUCUAAACUUUAAAAAAAAAAUGGAAAAAACCUGCAAACAUAUCAUAUAGGAUUGUUUUGUUUUGUUUUGUUUUUGUAAUAUGACCAAAAAAAUUCAAAUAUCUCAAAUUAAUUUAGGGCGACGGUAUAUUUAAGUUUCAUAAAAACUAGUAGUGUAAGUUUCGAUGAAUGGUAUCCAUUCCUUUUUACCAAAAAAUAUUAUGUGUAAUAUCUUACGCUUUAUGUUUAGAAAAAUUGUGAUUCAUUAACCAUAUGAUUUUGUUCUACAUCAGAAGUUCAUAGCUACAAGAUAAGAUUAUUCAUUUUUGUUUAUUCAGUUUAACUGCUUCAUUCAGUACAAAAAAAACCAUUGUUCUUAAAUUUGCUAUAUGUGUAUAUAUGUUGUAUAUGUAUAUAUAUAUACACCAACUGUUGUGUAGUGAUAGUUAUUUUAUAUUAUGUUGCAGGCAUUCUCAUAAAAUACUCGCUGGUGUCAUUUAUUAAUGUAUAGUUGAUCACUCUAUGUGAAACAUGUCUCGCUUUAGACAGGUGCUAUAAUGCAAUAUUAAAUAAAAGAUGUGUUACCAUCUAACAAGCCACACAAUUCCCCAACUAUACAUGAAAAGCAAUCGAAACAGUCAUAAGGAAUGAAAGAACAAAAACAAAACAAAUCCUUAAAAACAUUCCUUUUAAUUAAAAAUAGAAUAAAUGUUGCAUCUGAAAAUACCCGGCAUAGUCAAAUCCAGUUAUAUAAAUAAAUCAAGAAAGAUUUUACAGAAUGCUAACGGCGCUCAUUUAAACGUAAACUGCACAAUUCAUCCAAAAUCCUACACGUUGUCUUGUGUUGAGAUGUGGCGACUAUCCUAUCCUAUUUGUGGCGGACAAGUCAUUAAAAGCCUGAACGUUUAACAGAAUUGAAUUAUAGUGAUUAGGUAGGUGCAGCACACAUACCUAUCACGAUGCAAAAGUAUCGAAUAAGUUAUAAGCGAAACUUGCCCUCAAAGGUUAGAAGAAAAUCGAAACGUGCAAAACGAAUGUAUGUGCAUAGUACCUGACCAAAUGGCGUGUGUUCACCAGGCAUAAGUGAAAUCAAAUGAACAUAAAUUGAUUCUAAGACACCAGAAAAUAAAUUAUUAUCUUAUUUAGAAUCAAACUCUUCCUUAAAAGUAUCAUUUUACAGUAAAUAUCAAUCAGAAGUCAAUCAAUUUCAAAUAAUUCCACCUAAUUGCGUCAAUCAUCAGUUAUUAGAAAAUCAAAUAUCAAUUUUCGUCACGUAAUCAAAAUUUAAAUUACUUGAAAAUGUACUUUCAAACAUUUUCUAUACAAAGAUACAUAUUAAGAAAAUCUAAUAGAAUUUAAUCCAAAAAUAAUUUUCCCGUUGCUCAUAGUCUAAAAGGAACAGUUGUCAUUUCCUUUCUGCUUACAGCCGAGUGUUUGAAUCAACUAUAAAGCAAUCUUAAUGGGAUGAGCCUGGCAUCGGAUCACUGUAUUCGAUUUUAAUGAGUUCAUAGAUUCCGGUUGAAUAUCAGACGUGUUUAUGUCUUCUUGUCACUCAAUACAUAUAAAACAAACGGAAAAAAGAAAAGGAAUUUAUUUACAACACGAAUACUUAAGCGUCAAUCAGAAUGUUUUUAUUGCAUGGGAAGUGCGUUGCCAUUUCGUUCUGUGAAAGUUCGACGAAUCUUAUUUGUCCAGAAUUUAUUAUAUGUUAAUAAAAUUUGUUCAGGGCAAAUAUUUUAUUCGGUAUAUAAACAAAAGUUUUAAAGUAAGGUUUGUUCGACCGUAACAUAUUUAAGUUCAAACAAUACAAUAAACAUUUGAAAGUUUGUAUUUUAAACCGGCAUAAAAAAUUAUAUUAAAAUAUACAAUGAGCAACUCAGACUGCACACCUUGGAUAAACAUAGAACAAAUGUAAAUACAUACAUUCAUACGUGUUGCAUCAAAAUAAGCACUGAACUCAACAUCUGUCAGAAAUUCCAAUAAGGCACACGCAUGCGCAUAUGACCUUCAAAGAAAAAUGUCCAGCAUCAUCAGUUAUUAACAUCCGUCCAAUUUUUUGAUACUCUGAAUCUUCUGACUUAGGAAAAUGAUUUUAAAGCAUCAUUGAAGAAUUUUUUACUUUAAAGCAUCCAUUUAUAAAUUCAGAGUUUGAACUUUAAGCUGAUCAAUGCAGUUUUGUUUAGUUUCGAAUAAAAAAAAAUGACAAAAUGUGUAGCUUGCAAUUGUUUUAACAAUCAGGUGUUUUAGAAACCCAUCUGUUUCGAGCAUUUUUUUAAACUUUUCUUUUCAGAUUUAAAAACAAUAAAUUAUAAUCUGAGCUUAAAUGUUUAUUUUUUCUUUAUCAUUAAAACUGUAUCUACUAAGUAAUUAUUCCAAAUGUUUUAUCUAAAUAUAUUACUUCUGUUAAGCUCUGAUUUUAUUUAUUACAGAAAAAAAAUUGUUCAGUGAAAUUUUGUUCUAAAUGACUCUUUAGGAUUAUUUUGUUGAAGAAAUAUGCAUUUAUUUCAUUUUCUGUAUUUAAUUUAAAAACAAAAAUAUUGAUGUGAGUUGGACAAUGUUGAUAUCAUUUCAAUAUUUCUCAUCAAAAUAAAAAAAAUCAAUAAAUGUUGUAAUCAUUUGUGUCAGUUAGACAUAGUAGUGUAGUAAACUGUAUUUAUGAAACUCUGCGUAACUUAAUUUACAAAAUACUUCUCAAUGAUGUGUAUAUAUAAAUAAGGCUAUCACUUUUAUAUAUUUGUGUAAUAUGUUUUUCACAAUAAGUGCGAAAUGAAACAUUUUCUGUGUGUCAUUUUAUGCAUAGAGAGAUUUUCUUUCAUUUAUUAACAGUUUUUAAACAAUUUUGGCAAAUAAAUAAAAAAAAAGAAAGAAAUCCAGCGUCAUUCCAAAAUGAGUUUUACUGAUAAUCUAAAUCUUAACUAAAAUUGAUAUUUCGAAAUCUUAAAUGCUUUGCAAUAAAACUCACUUUUUUGGAAAUAUUUACCAUUAAUCUAAGUGCUAAUGGUGAAAUAAUUUUAUACUUAUCGAUAAAAAACCAUUGUAACUGAUGAAUUAUUAUUUUAUUUAGAAAUAAAAAUCCAAUGCAUAAUUCCAAUGGCAUUUUAGAAACUUCAGUUAAAGUACAGUGAAUAUCUUGCUUUAUUUUAAUUCAGAAAUUUAAAAUUUUUUAUUUAUAAUUGUUGUUUGUUUUUUUUGUAUAAAUCAUCACAUAUUCUCCCUCGCUCUUUCUCUUUCUAAGCAAUUUUCUUUUGUAAAUUCAUAACGAAUACUUUGGAUAUAUUCAUAAUAACAAUUUUUGAAAGGAUGUUCAAUGUUAAAAAUAUUGCAAGUGAUGCAGCCAACACAUCUGCUCAUUUCACCACAAAUGUAUUUAUGUGAACUAAAGAAAUAAAUAAAUAAAUUCUUCGAUGAAGAAUAAAUAAAUAAAUUCUUCAUUGAAAAGUUCUGGAAAUGAUAAAUUACCAUGAAACUACAAAAAUCGAUCCUUUUUCAGUAAUUACAUUACUGUUUUUAUUUUUUCCCUAUGCUUGGGAUUAUAUCAUUUUAUACAUAUUGUAUUAGUUAUAUCUUCAUGCAUAAA